UGGAUCCACGUUAGGCCUCAUGAGAAACACGUGGAGACAUUGUCUGAUUAGCACACAAUCUUUUAAAUAAAAAAUAAACAUUAAUCUAGAUACCAAUUACACUAUUUUUAUUCGUGUAUUUUUUGUUACAUGUUAAAGAAUAAUGCGAAGUAAUUCACAAAUUGAAAAUGUAUCUGUAAAAUUAGUUUCUCAAAUUUGCCCCUUGGAUGUUGGAUGGUCAGAAUCAGAUGUCUUCGUCUGUAAGCGAUUGUCUGUAGACGGUGACGGAUGUGUCUCUCCUGAGAAUGGCCUCCAUUGUUAUAAUUUCGGCACUGCUCAUUGUUCCUUGUCGUUUGGCAUUCAAGAUACCGGAUAGUGAGUCGGCUGUAGCGAAUUUGUGGUCAGAAUUUGAACUGCAACUUCAGGACACUGUAUUCCAGGCAUUAGAUCGUCAUGAACGACAUCGUCGAGCUGCUCCAGUUCAAGACGUUUGGACAGGAUUCGUUCCCGAUCUUUAUCAGCAUCGAGAUCAAUUGGUGGUGGAUUCUGUGAACAUCGUUUCUUCCAACACGCUGCAAUGUCCAAGCCAAAAUGAAAAUGAAGUAUUGCUCGAUUCGGUGCAAUAUGAGAAACGGAGAUACACGUUAGUAACUUGUGGUGAUCGCCUCAACUUGUAUCGUCUGAAUUCUAACGCUCUCCAACUCAUGGACUAUAAAAUAUUGUCUGAUAAUGCAAUAUCCCUUGAGCAUUUCAAACUCUUCGACCCAGAAAGCGGCGAAAUUCUUCUAUUUCUGUUGGUAUUAACACCAAAAAGUCUAGAGGUUUACAAAGUUCACAAGGACACACUGGAACUCUCUGUUAACCAACAGCUUAUUAACGAGUUUUCAGGGUUGCGAGUGUUUGACGUGAAUGGAGAUAUUUUUUGCAUGUUAGCUAAAAAGACAGAUAAUCAGAUAAGACCUGGAAUCUUCAAGUUGGCCUUGAAUAAAGGCCAAAUUCACUUCGACCUGGUGACGACAUCCUCAUUCACCGACAACUCUCCGAUACAGAUAUGUACCGUUGAUGGCCAAGGGCAUCUGUUUCAUUACGACGUUGAUCAGAAACGGCUCAACACUUAUCUGUUUGACACUCUUCAACUAGAACAUCACCAGAUAAUUGAGGCAGAAGGAGUUAAGGAUUUUCAAUGUUUCCGGAUAGGUUCGACUCACUACUUGGCGUUUGCCACAUUUCAAUCUAUGAAAAUCUUCCAGUUCGUCGAUGGUUUCUACGAGGCAUUACAAACUUUGCCUCUUCAAGGCGUGUCGGUCAUCAAGCCUUUAUCGCCACCAACUUACCGCGACGAUACUUUUCUAUUAAUCAGCGGAUUUAAUGUGACGUCAUUUGAAGCUUUCGUCAAUAUUUUGCUGCUAGAUGCCUCGUCACUUACAUUCGUACCCAUGCAAUCGACUUGCUCCGAUCCAAUCGCUAUAGAUUCACCGCCUAAGAAAAUAAAACCUUCGGACAUUGGCUGCCUCACAUCUAUCGACAAUUUGGAUUUCAGCUCACUCACGUCAAUCAUUCUCGAUCAGCAAUUACUACUGGUCAUUUCUGAAGGAUCAGUAGGAUGGAUUUUUACAGUCGAUGUCCACUUGGAGCCUAUAGAAAAUCCUGUAGCCCGACAACUACUCGGAGUUCAAGGUCGCAUCGACGCGACUACUUCUGCAGCUGAAAAGGCUGGUGCCAAAUCGCGCGAAUUUCUCGAAUUUUCCAAAGGAAUAGUACUGUAUGAUAGUGAUGUCAAACUGAAGGGCUCGUGGAAGGUGAGAACGAUUGAGGUACCGGAAGUUACACUGGAGAAAAUCAAUCAAACUGAAGUUGAUUUCAAUCCGGAAUCCUGGAUCCCCGGACUUGAUGUCAUUGUCGGUGAUAUCCAGAAAAAGAUGACUGAACUAGAAAGACUGCUUGACGACAUUGAUGGUCGUUUACAAGGUACAAUCCAAAACGCUACUCAAGAUAACAUCGAUUUUGGGCACCUUAUCGUCGACGGGUCAAUGUUAAUCAAUCAACUCGAAGUAACCAAAUUGUCUGUUGAGAAACUGAAUGGACUACCUUUCGACCCUUUGGUCACCGAUGUAGUCCGGCUUGAUUCCGAGCGAAUGAUAGAGAGUCUUGUGUUAAUGGGGACACUGACAACCGAUGCCCUUAGCGCCAAACAAAUCAACGGCAUUUUAGUUGAAGAUGUUCUUGUGAAAAGUGACAAACAUCCUAAAAUCACUGGUAACCUCAUCGUCAACAAUAAUGUUAGCGUUGUCGGAGACGUAAUCGUUGGUGGAACUGUUAACGGAAUCGAUUUGAGUAGUGAAAUUUUGACUUCAAAUGAUACCCUUGACUCAAUUAAUUUCGGUGAUGAUGUGAUCGUUGUCGAUUUAUCUGUCGAUGGACACCUGAACGGAGUUGAUGCUUCGCAUGUGCUACCUAAUGUCGUCGUCGAUCAAACACUUGACGUUCAGCUGGAUAACGUCCAUUUCGACCAUUUGGUGAUAGACGGAAAUUUGGAGAUAAAAUCUGACAUGGUUAACGACAUCGAUAUAAUGGCUUUGAAUGCCAGCGCUAUUAGAUUAGACGCUGACCAGCUUAUUGAAGGCAGCAUCGUUUUUAAACAAGGUGUUACUGCUGAAAAGUUUCUCCAAGUUGAAAUCAUCAACGGAAUUAAUUUUGAUGACUUCAUAACUAAAAACACAAGUUUGGACGACAUCGUCAUGACUGGAGAAAAAGUUUUCCAUGGGGACGUUACCACCCGUGUACUUCAUGUUGAAAAAACAGUUAACAACCAUCAUCUUCAUAACGCCCUUACACUCGAUACAAAUCAAACUGUUGAGGGAGCAUUGCGUUUGUUAAAUGGAUUUGAAGUUCCUACUGGAGAUUUAACCGUAGAAAAUGUCAAUGGGGUUGACUGGAAAGCUGUCAGGGAACACGGAGUGCAUCCUGCUAUCUUAAAGCUGCAAGGAAUAAAUAAGAACGUCACCAUUCGUAAUUUAUGCUCAAUUGAUGGUUCUUUGGCUGCCGGACACUUAAAGGUAAACGGAGAAAGCCUUGAAGACCUCCUGAACGACAUUGUUUAUUCCAAUGGCGUCGACGUUGUAAUAACUGGCCCCAAGAAAUUUUCCUCAUUGAAGAUAAAUAGUCUGCAGGUUGACGGCUACAUAAACGGGUUGAAGUUACUGGAGGAGUUGCUUACAUCCAGCACUGAUCAGACUAUUACUGGCCGCUACGAUUUCCAACGUUUUGUCGACUUUUCUGCGCUGGAUGUUAAGGGCCGUCUUAACAAAUAUGACUUGGAUGAGCUGCUAGGAAGUGUAUUGCAAUUUGACGAUAACUUCAAUUCGGUAACAUGCCGCUUGAAAUUCUACCACGUCAGUGUUAGUGAUGAAAUCAUAGUCAACGGAUCUAUCAACGGAUUUCCCACGGAAUUAAUGGUGCUCGACGGUGUGGAUCAAACUUUCACUGCGCCACAAAAACUAGUCUCUCCAGAUUUCAGUUCUUUGACCAUUGGAGGCAAUCUGAAUAUGACGGACGCUUCAAACCAUGUCAACGGAUUAGAUUUGGACCUCUUCGACCGCCGCAGAGUUACCGUCUCCACGGAUCAAUGGAUUAGAGGCGCUUGGGCGGUCGGCAAUAUUUCAGGAGAUACACUUUCAUUCCGAACACUGAAUGGCCUCACUGUGGAUAAGUGGAAAUCGUCUUUCGUACACGCGCACUCCCCAACUGCUCAGACAAUCAAAGCUGAUUUAUUCGAUAUAAAUGUGUUGGAAGUCAAAGGCGACAUCAUGACUUCAUCGAAUAAAAUUAACGACUACGAUCUUCACUGGCUAAGUCAAGUGGCUGGAGACAUACGUGAAAAAUUAGUUUUUAACACUAGCGUGUCUUUUGAGCAUCUGGAAUCGGAGCAAAUUCGUGUAAGCGGAACUGUGAACGGCUUCUCGCUUCAGCGACUCAAGGACGAUGUUGUCCAUCAUAAUCAGAAGCCCCGCGUUACAGGAGUCAAGAAAUUUAAAACAGUUCAAGUGAAAGGAGAUGUGGACGCCGAACUGGUGAACGGCCGCCGUUUACUCGACUCAUUUUUGCACAUCAGCGCCGACCAAACGAUCGAAUCACCUAUUAAAUUCGCAGAUCAAGUUAUUGCUGGCGAUAUGAAAAUGAUUGGAGACUCGACUACUCUCAACGGGGUGCCAAACUCGCUGCUGUUCUCCUCCCAAACGCUGACUCAUAACAUCCACCGCGGUGACAUCAUUUUCGAGCAACAGAUCGAUGUAGACUCUCUAGAGAUAAAAUCACUACAGGGCGAGAAUUGGGAGCAGUUGGUUUCCUCACUGGCACGAAUCAAUGAUACAAAUAUAUUCACGGGGACUGUUACAUUCACCAGUCCCGUCAAGAUUGAAGGCGCGUUAUCGGUUGAAGAGCUGAAUGGUGUCGACGUGAAGAAGUUUAUCGAAGACGUUGUUCUUGUCGAUGUCGAUGCAAACAUCACGUCUCCGAAAUAUUUCGAUCAGCUGGAAACUGCUCGGCUGUCUACACACAGUCUGUCAAGUGAUUCAGUGUAUCCGGAUAUAAUUAGCACGGCGAGAGAUGCCAUUCGGCUUGACGUCAGUGAUAUUGUGAACGGAACAAUGGUUUUUGAAACAAUCUCAGUCAACCGGAAUGUGAAAGUUUCCAAGCUGAACGACCAACCUUUUCCUUCUGGCUUUGUUACGCUAGACACUGACCAAGAGCUACCUGACUCCAUGGUGGUUGAUAAAGUAAUCAUGCUCGGUGACAUCAUACUGGAAGACGGAGCCCGAGUUAAUGGAUUCGACCUCAAGGCGGAAUGUGCAAACACUUGGAUGGUGGAUGGGGACGAAAAGAUUGAAUCGCACAAAGUCUUCCAAGGCCAAGUCGAUUUAUCAGGAAACCUCACGGUUACUCAGAAAGUGAACGGAAUACCUGACUUUGGACAGGAAGUUGUGAUGCUUGCGAAUGUUGGAUCUGUCUAUGGAGCUCCGCAAUUCAGUGACCUUACGAUCAGUGGUAACGUUGUGAAUGUUGGACUGACAAAUGAUAUUGAUUUGGCUGAUUUGGCAUCGCGAGCGCUCUACCUUGAUGCGCCUAUCAACACCAAUGCCGUAUGGUCCUUAGGAAAUGCUAUGAUUCAUGGCGGAAAUUUCUUGCUACCAGUUGAAGCCAAGAUCAAUGACAAUUCUUUCAACGUUGGCCAGUUAACUGGCAUUACUAGCUUCGUCGAACCGCGAAUACUAAAGGUAGAGGAAAGAAACGUAUAUAAUGCAGCCUUACAAUGGCAUGAUGCGUUGCGACACGCGUAUUUCAAGAUGGAUCACUUGGAUCUCAGUCAGACCAUCAGUCUGCCGCACCAAGUCACUGCGCUUUCCGAAUUACAGAUGAACGACACUUCACUUCUCUUCAUAGGGACCCGCGGAGGUUCAAUGGUCUACAGUCGCAAGUCAAAUGAAACGAGCUACAGUCUAGCUGGCAUUCCUCCGGACACGGGCAACGUGUCGAAAUGGCUUGCGUUGCCACCUGAUUCUGCAGCGAGUCUCUCUACAACUGGAACAAAACUUUGGCGCAUCGUUUCGUCUGAUCCUUUCCGCAUGGACUUGGUUAAGGAUUUUGGAUCAGAUGUGGUGGACAUAACUGACGAAGCUAUCCAUAAUCUUCGAUCGGUGUCGACUAGCGGAAAUGCCAGUAAAACAAAUUCAGCAGUGGCGUCGUUGGGCGGAGUGCAAGUGUACGAGCGCAUGAAGACGCCAGCAGAAAUGUCCAAUUCUAACGGGCAAUGGAAUUCCGAUUACAAGAUGCACAACUUCCGCUUGGGUUCCAAAUCGAUGAUUGCCCUCAUCAUGACAUUCUCACCCGAGGUAUUGGCAAGUGUUGUUGGUUGUCCGGGUGUGCGUUUAUUUAGCACAAACACCGGUUCCAUGAAGUUGGAACACAUUAUUCCGGCGUGUGACGUCCGCGCCAUCACAACUUUCAGUCACGGUAACUUGCCUGAUGAUUAUCUUCUGUUGGCUGAGCACGAGGCCGUUACCGUCUACCACUACGAAGGGGCCAGUGGAUACGUUCAAAAAUUCCGACUUCCUUACCCGACUGCCACUGCUCUUCAUUCUUGGUCCAUCAAAUCUGGAAGUGACAGUGAUCUUCUUGUGGCUGUGGCCAAAGCUGACCGUGUAGCCAUUCACAAUUCUGUUACGGUUGGUGAUUAUAUUGUGGAUUGAUUAUUUAAGUUUGUAUAUUAUUGUUGUCGAUGAAUGUGUUGACACAUAUUACAGUUAAUCUAAUCCUCA
This is a messenger RNA of Daphnia pulex (common water flea), 6293 nucleotides long. RefSeq lists its product as uncharacterized. Gene Ontology annotation, cellular component: cell surface. The record is from RefSeq and is a predicted model, not a curated record. Gene Ontology annotation, molecular function: heparin binding. The coding region runs from base 285 to 6224 and encodes 1979 amino acids. The transcript is spliced from 17 exons. NCBI's taxonomy places the organism in Eukaryota, Metazoa, Arthropoda, Branchiopoda, Diplostraca, Daphniidae.